This is a messenger RNA of Medioppia subpectinata, 453 nucleotides long. NCBI's taxonomy places the organism in Eukaryota, Metazoa, Arthropoda, Arachnida, Sarcoptiformes, Oppiidae. The record is from the annotation of a GenBank genome assembly.
AUGAAUAAUAUCUUAGAAUGCGUUGAAUAUCUACACGAAUCCAAACCGCCAGUCAUUCACAGGGAUCUCAAACCCGAUAAUAUAUUAAUUGAUCCCAACUUUGGGUCCAAUCGUUGUGUAAAACUGUGUGACUUUGGUUUGGCCACCGAUCACGACAUCGAUAGACAGACUGCCAGCCGAUACGAGCACUCAAUUGUGGGCACCAUUGCAUAUAUGGCACCGGAAGUCACGUCAAGGAGUAAAUAUAAUCAUAAAUCAGACAUUUAUAGUCUGUCUUUAAUCGGUCAGCAGUUGUUUGCUAUCGAUCUUCAGGCCUCGGAAUCAUUUGAUGCCAAAGAAUCGAUAUUCAAGAACUCAGAACAAUGUCUAUACCAGACAUUAGCGGCAAUGAUGUCAACACCCUUUUGGCGACAACGGCCUGAGUGUCGGGAAGUGUUGGCCAAACAAAACGAG